AUGACCGAGGAUGAGAUUGAAGUGCAAGAAAAACUCGACCACUUUCCAGAGGACUUCAACCAGCUGGAUCUACUGGAAACCCACCGACAUCUGAUUCCUACAGGAACCCAGAGCCAUUGGCCAGGGGAGUCUGAGGAAGAUGAGGAGGAAAGGACUGAGGAGUGGUACCAGACCCACGAGGAGAACCUGAAGGACAACCACAAGGAGUUAAUACAUUUUGCUGCGGAAAAUAACAGACUACAAACCACGCAAAGAAUCCUGUCGCUCCACCCAGAUCUUGUGAACGUAACGGAUGAAGACCAUUACACCCCGCUGCACAGAGCCUCGUACAACGGCCAUCUGGCGAUAGUGCGGGAGCUGAUCGCGAAGGGGGCGGAUGUUCACACGGUGACGGUAGAUGGGUGGACCCCGCUGCACAGCGCCUGCAAGUGGAAUAACACCGAGGUCGCCUCUUUCCUGCUCCAGCACGGCGCAGACAUCAACGCGCAGACUAAGGGCUCCCUAACACCGCUGCACCUGGCCGCCGCCAACAGGGACUGCUGCCGGCUCCUAGAGCUCCUCCUUAUGAAUCGCUACAUCAAACCCCAACUGACCAAUAAGUUGGGGGAGACGGCUUAUGAGAUCGCCCGGCGCACCGACAUGUACCACUACCUGUUUGAAAUAGCAGAUUAUUGGACCUAGCCCCCAUCCACCGGCAGUAAUAAACGUCCUUGCAGUUGUCA
This is a messenger RNA of Bufo gargarizans (Asiatic toad), 722 nucleotides long. Its product is annotated as ankyrin repeat domain-containing protein 49-like. Gene Ontology annotation, molecular function: protein binding. The record is from RefSeq and is a predicted model, not a curated record. The transcript has 2 exons. Bases 1 to 681 code for a protein of 226 amino acids. Lineage: Eukaryota; Metazoa; Chordata; Amphibia; Anura; Bufonidae.